Penicillium argentinense is the source of this 1536-nucleotide messenger RNA. Its product is annotated as cytochrome P450. The transcript is spliced from 5 exons. The record is from RefSeq and is a predicted model, not a curated record. Bases 1 to 1536 code for a protein of 511 amino acids. NCBI's taxonomy places the organism in Eukaryota, Fungi, Ascomycota, Eurotiomycetes, Eurotiales, Aspergillaceae. Gene Ontology annotation, molecular function: oxidoreductase activity, acting on paired donors, with incorporation or reduction of molecular oxygen, reduced flavin or flavoprotein as one donor, and incorporation of one atom of oxygen; iron ion binding; heme binding.
AUGGUGACGACAGUUUUGAUCUGGGUUACGCUCAUAGUCGCUUUCUUUCGGAUCUGCCAGCUCUCUCUCUCAAAAAUCAGCAAUUACCUUAAAGACGCUGCCUUACGGUCGCAACACGGUUGCGAGUUACCGCCCGAGCUGCCCAAAAGAUGGCCACUUGGUAUCGAUCGCAUCAAGGACCUCUGGGAAACAAAUGCGGAAGGUCGACUUCUUGCGUAUCUCUGCAAGGUUGCAGAAGACUACGAACCUGGAAAUAAUCUUACCCAAUAUCUGUUAUUUGGGCCUAGGGCCUUCCAUUUGCUGCAUCCUUCGAAUGUGGAGGCUGUUUUGUCUACAAACUUCAAAGACUACGGUUUCGGUGCCAGGCGGGAAAUAUUUGCACCCUUGCUGGGAAACGGAAUUUUUACUCAAGAGGGACCUGCUUGGAAGCAUUCGAGAGAACUUCUGCGAAAGCAAUUUGUUCGUGUUCAGUACCAGAACUUAGACCACUUCCGCGAGCAUGUCGACAACCUGAUCAAUCGCCUACCUUCCAGCGGUAUUGUCGAUCUCCAGCCUUUGUUUUUCGAUAUGACCUUGGAUACCGCAACAGCUUUACUAUUUGGGAGAUCAGUCUAUAGUUUGCGGGCAGGUAUCGACCAGCAUAAAGAGAACAAACUCUUCGCAGAAAGCUUUAACGUUGCGCAAGAGGGACUUGCCAAACGCUUUCGUAUAGCACCUUGGCACUUUCUCUAUAACCCUCCAGCGUUCCGGAAAGCAUGUGCUAAUGUGCAUCGAUUUGUUGAAGGGUAUAUCAAGGAACUGGACUUGGACAAUGCUGAGCGACAUGAUAUGAAACAAUAUGGCUUCAUAAAGCAGAUCGCUGAAGAGUCUGCCAGCUUGAAGGAGCUCCGUGACCAACUUCUGAACGUUUUGCUUGCUGGCCGUGAUACAACAGCGUGCUGUUUGUCUUGGACAUUUCGACUUCUCGUUCGUCAUGCUCAUGUAAUGAAACGUUUGCGGGAAGAGAUCGCCUUAGUCAUGGAGGGCAAUCUCAUGCCAAAUAGGGACCAAAUCAAGAAAAUGCCGUAUCUUGCUUGUGUCAUCAAAGAAAGUCUUCGUCUCUAUCCUCCUGUUCCAUUGAACAAUCGCGAAGCGGUGCAAACUACCAUUCUACCAACAGGGGGCGGACCAGAAGGAAAUAAGCCUAUGUUGGUAAGAAAGGGAGAACUCGUUGUAUUCUCGCAAUACGUGAAUUCACGAAAGAAGAACAUAUAUGGCGCUGAUGCAUAUGAGUUUCGUCCUGAGCGAUGGGAGAGCGGUGAACUUGGGAACGUUCGUUGGGCUUAUUUCCCUUUCAGUGGUGGGCCACGUCAAUGUCUGGGUGAGGAUUUCGCCCAAACUGAGAUAUCCUACACGAUCGUGAGGAUACUGCAAACAUUUUCGCAGAUUUCGUUACCCCGCGAGGAGCCGAAUGAACCCGUCGGAAGCGAAAGGCAGCGGCUGACACUUGUCCUCUCGAGCGCCGAAGGAUGCAAAGUGGAAAUCCGUAAAGGAUAG